CACCUCGUCAGUUCCUCGUCAUGAAACGACCGCAUGGAGUGGUUUAUCUGAGUGCGCACAGUGCGCCAAUCCCCCUUUUUUAACCUAAAAACUUGGUCAAGUUGGUGGGGUGGGUAGUUGUGUCCAAAGCGAGAAACGAAGAAGGAGUAAUGAUUCGUCUCGCGGUAAUCUCUCGCAUCUCCUAGUGGCUAGUCCAAUUCUCUCAGUUCAAACCACCUCUCGUCGUCUCUCGCGGUCUCCAGGGCCUCCGAUACCCGAGAAAAAUAAAGAAAAAGGCGAGUCCAUCAUCGAUGAGCAUCACCUCGGGUUAAAAAAAAACGUGCGAUCCCGCGUGACGAUUGAUGUACCACGGAAAUUCCCUCUCACUAGAGCAAUCGCCGCAGUUCACGAUGCGUUGACCCGAGGAUUACUUUUUCUCACACAUCCGGUGGCUCUUUCUUCUCGGACAGAGAUUCAGAUUUGACGGAGAAGCUGAGGAGAGACGACCGCAGCUUGAUAAAUGGCGGGGACGUACAAAAAACAGGAGUUCGGCGUCGGUGGAGAGGAGCAGACACUCCUGAAGGACACCAAUGGACCACGAAUUGUGACUAAGGACGAUAAGAAAUGCAAACUUAAAACUUAUAGCACUUUUCUGUCACGGAAAUGUCUCGGCUCGGAGCCUGUCAGGCUAUCGCCAGGUUGGGAGGGCACUGGACGACCCGACGACGAACUCAAUUUCAAGGGUGUCACGAUGGAUCAGGCUGAUCUUGAACUCAAUCCACCCAGGGAUAGACUAAACAUCGUGUAUUUCAUAAUGCUACUGCACGGUAUAGGCGCCCUGAUGCCUUGGAACAUGUUUAUUACAGCCGAGGGGUACUUCCAGAAGUACAAACUCUCGGAAACUUACACUGGAGAUCCAAACAUCACCUACUAUGGAAAUAUGUACGUGGGCAGCGUCAGUUUUGCAGCACAAAUACCUAAUUUAUUAUUCAAUUGGGUCAACGUAUUCAUUCCUCUCAGUGGAAGUAUGACGACGAGAAUCGUAUGGGGACUCACUAUUCAAGCGGUGAUUUUCGUAUUUACGGUGGUUAUGGCGAUGGCUGACACCUCAGGAUUUCCUAUCGCAUUUUUCUGGAUGACAAUGGUUUCUGUUGUUAUCUUAAACACUUCGAAUGGAAUUUAUCAAAACUCUGUUUUCGGAUUGGGAGCGAAAUUGCCAGGGAAAUACACAGGAGCAAUUGUCCUGGGCUCGAAUAUCAGUGGGACGCUGACAGCGGUCAUUAAUAUUCUCACGCAAGUGAUGACACCGAAUCUACGCACAGCAGCUAUAUACUAUUUCAUCACCGCAUUGUUCAUCAUUCUGGCGUGCUUUGACACGUAUUUCGCUCUUCCAAUCAACAGGUUUUAUCGCUAUCACGAGCUCCUGGCUGAGAAGGAGAACAAGAAAGACUCCGGUCGGAAAGACAGGGCCCCUUAUUUAAAGAUUAUUCGAGAAUGUUCAGUGCAGCUAUUCAAUAUAUUUUUUGUAUUCUUCGUAACACUUACUCUGUUCCCGGCUGUACACUCAGGCAUUAAGAAGAGCGAUGCAGACUUCAUCGUUCCCACUGAUCUCUACUCCUCCGUCAUGUGUUUCCUGACGUUUAAUGUGACUGCCAUGAUCGGGAGCCUCUUGGCUCCAAUCAUUAAAUUCCCCAACAAGAGGUUUCUCAUUAUUCCAGUGGUCCUCAGGGCAUUAUUCAUCCCCCUAUUUUUAUUCUGCAACUACCACGUUGGUGAGAACUUGUCUGUGAGAACUUUACCAGUCCUGAUAAAUAAUGACUGGGCAUACCUGGCCAUUGCAAUUUCCAUGGGUCUCAGCAGUGGCUACUUAUCAUCCCUCGGCAUGAUGUACUGUCCCACAGAGGUUGAUCCACGUCAUGCCUCGGUAGCAGGAAUGUUCGCUGCUGCUGCCCUCAUAACAGGCAUUUUCUUCGGGGUACUGUCUUCCAAUUUAAUGCCAUUCGUCGUUAAUAAUAUCGGAUGGUAAUGACUAUUGGGAUAAUUAAUGUUAACUCGAGAUAUAUUUAUAGUACGGUAAGAAAUUUUUUUCUCUCGCGUUGAGAUUUUUCAUAGGAAUCAUUGAGACUUGACAUGGAAGAGAGAUAAUAGAUAUCUGUUUUACUAUUGAGGAUUUAUUAUUCGGGGGACAUGCACACGUGCAGGCACACUCAUGGAGGUUUUUUUUUUCUAUUUUUGAGAGUGAUAAAAUGAAGGUCGAACCCAGAAAACCGGAAGAAAUGGGAAGAAUAGUUUUCUAAAUUGAGAUUUUGAAACUUUUCCAGAUCAUUUAAAUUCCGAUGCGAGUGUUUGUCGACUCCUAGCAUUUUAUCAAUUCUCCAGAGUAAAAAAAUUGUUAAGUUGAGAAGUGUGUGUGUGUCUGUGUCGGCUUUGCUCAGUAGUGAUCAUACGCCAUGUUUUUCCUACCAAUUAUGCCUUUGAAUACCGUAUUUUUCGAAUGGCAGGGGCCCGAUGUGACCAACUGCUCGCCAUUUUACAUGCGGUAUGCCCACCCGUUCCAACGUAAGAUCGGACCAAACCGCCUUAAAUAAUUUACAAAAAUCAGAGAAAAUUAAAAAAAAAAAGUUGAGCAUGAGUAAUUGAGUGUGAGAGCCGCUUGGACUGAGGCACAUUCUCACAGUUGCAAAUACAGUGGAUAUAUUUAGUGAUUAAGAGUUGAUUGAUUGACUAAUUGAUGAUAAUUGUAAUUAUUAACUUAAAUGACUAGAGCUGUUUUCUUCGAACCACCGAUUGUUGUAGUCCCUUCUCACUUGAGGUUGUUCUAUUUUAUAUGUGUUGUUUGUACUUUUCAAUGCGCUUGUCGUUUAUUUAAUUUAGAUGUUAUGGGCACUCGUGUGCAACGACAUUAAAUCGAUGGAUUUAAUGAAGUCCCUGAAGUGUAUGAUUUUUAUUUUACGAUGUAUGAGUUUAACGAUUUUUUUAAUGAAUUUUUGUGUGUUUCCUUCGCACUUUUACUAACAGAUCUCUGUUAACUUCAUAUACGUACAAUAACUGGUCGAACUAGCGCGAGAGUCUCACCAAAAAGCUCUGCAAUAUGUUUUAGACUCCUGAUUAGUCUAUUUUUUAAUUCACGCGACAAUCUUGUGGCUAAAAAAAUUAUUCUCCAAUAUUUUCACUUCAUCUCAAUCCUCUGUCUCUCGUAAAUAUCAGGCCCACAUAUUUAAACAAAAAAUCUGUCGAAACUUCACGAGUUUCUCUUUCUCGCUAGAUAAACUAAUUAAACAUUAAAACCUCUUUAAGCUCGUCUUCGCAUUAUCCGAAUUGCUAGAAUGAUAUGAAUCAAUAAGUGGACAAUCCUUGUAGGAAGCAAUACCGACAAUAACCAAUGAAAUCAAGGAAUUAUACUGAAUUGAAUAAAAUUAAAAUUUAAAAAAUCGUUGAUCCUGAAGUGAAUAGAGUAGAUGGGAUAUUUUUGUAUUUGAUAAAAACAUUUGAGGUAACGAGUUCAGUUUUGAGAGGUUAAUUUUUCAUGCAUAUCAUAAAUUACCAUCACAAUAUAUCGAAAUUUACUGUUAGAAGUCAGUAAAUAUGUUUUCAAUGCCAUUGUAAUUUUUUAACAAUUUAAAUUGCGUGUGUGAGGACUUUAAUUUUUUUAUUACGAAUUUGUACAUGACUUUUAUCAAUGAACAUCACUGUUAAUUGAUACCCCUCAUUUGUCCAAACGUUGAUACGAAAAUAAAAUUUACAGUAAUUACCA
Molecule: messenger RNA, 3733 nt
Organism: Diachasmimorpha longicaudata
Lineage: Eukaryota; Metazoa; Arthropoda; Insecta; Hymenoptera; Braconidae
Gene: Ent2
Product: Equilibrative nucleoside transporter 2
Exons: 11
Coding region: 500-2005 (501 amino acids)
Biological process (GO): nucleoside transmembrane transport
Cellular component (GO): plasma membrane
Molecular function (GO): nucleoside transmembrane transporter activity
Source: RefSeq, a predicted model, not a curated record